Messenger RNA from Amyelois transitella, 5893 nucleotides. RefSeq names its product protein lines (gene lin). Lineage: Eukaryota; Metazoa; Arthropoda; Insecta; Lepidoptera; Pyralidae. The record is from RefSeq and is a predicted model, not a curated record. The coding region runs from base 412 to 2826 and encodes 804 amino acids. The transcript is spliced from 2 exons.
UUGGCUAUUGUUCUUUUAUAGUUAUUAUUUAAAUCUGGGAUGUCAAGAAAUAUUUUAAACUUGAAUUUUAUUUUAGAAAUACUCUUUUAUUAUUGCUUUUGCCUAUUUUUAUUUCUUUUCUGAAAAUUCCUUUGAAAAAAGUAUAACAUCUGAUAUAGCGUCAUGUACGUAAUGGAGUCGAUGUUCUGUGGAACUAGUGAAUUAUUUAUUAAAAAUCUGGGAUAAAUCACAGAAAAGUAAUGAUAUUUGUGCUUAUUUGGACUGCAGUGAUUUAAUUUAAUAUAUAUAUGGAUUCAAAGAAAGAGUUAACCAUUUUGGACAACCUCGUUAUGUCAAUGGAUGAAUAUUGCUGUGAAAUAAAGAUUUCUGGACUUCGUAUACAAAUACAAUAAUAGUUUGCAAGAAGAGUUAAUGGUUUGGAGGGAGCAGGAACACGGUGAACCAUCCGAUGAAGAUAUGGCUUCAGAUCAACCAGUAAAGAAGAAACAGAGAAUCGAUGCGCCCGACAUAGACGAUGUCAGCGACAGAUCUGGCGAGGAUGUUCUCACUGAAAUAUUUGAAUCUGAGACUGCGGCUGAAACCACUGAGGAAUUCCCAAUUAGAAAUGGAGAAUCUCCUGAUAGUGGCACCGUAAGUGAGGAUGCCGUUGAUUGCACUUCGAUUAUACGAAUCCCCAGUAGCAGUAAUGUAGCAAUAGUCCCGUCAUGCUCCAGCGCUACACCAACGUGGAGCUCGGAUGAUGAUAAACUCCUUUCUGAACUACGGCUGUUGCAGCAGGCCCUUGUUGGGCAGUGUCUGUGCAGGUUUGAUGAAAAUUUAAUGUUACAAUUGCUGGACCGUCCUCUACACAUUGUUACGUGGCCCCUCACCUGUUCACUUACGUAUCUGUCAUCAAUGCAGCUACUAUUUGACAUUUACUUAAAGCAGAACGCUGUAGGCACAAUAUGUUCAAAGUUGAUGCAAGCAUGUGACAUAUUUGUUAGGAAUAGGCACGAUUGGAUCACGGAAGUGAUUGAUUUAGCAGAUCAUCAUAACAAGUUUAUCACAUUCGUUGCAAGUAGAGUUCUAGCCAGCUUCUUGAUUGUUGCCAAGGAUACAGUAAACGAGAACUGGCUACAUCAAAUAGCUGAAAAUAUAUAUUCCUUUGAUAAAAUAAACAGAAUAACCGUACAGAAAAUUAAUUUCACUUUGGAUAUUAUUAAAAGGAUAGUGGAAUGGAAAGAUGUUGAACAGCAUCCUUUGGAUGACAGUAAUUACAUAAACUCAGCGAGUACUCUAUGCGUACAGGCGGAUAAUCCGUUCCGGAGUAGUGUAGGUUACGGCACCAAUACCACUAAUGGUGACAUUCCUUCCAGCUCACAAACCAAUCUCCAUAGUGCCUUCUCAAAUUUGCAAACCCACAGUGCCCCCUCUACAUCUUUGGAACAUACAACAGUAGACAGACCAAAUGCCUUUAAAUUACACGAUCCAGUAUUAAAGUUAAAUGUGUCAGCUGAACGAGUGAGAACUCCUUCCCCUAUUCCUACCCAUGUAAGAAUAGAAAGGGUGAACGAACAUGGUUGUGUCACAGUUCUACUAAGAGAUUCAGAAUCUUUCGACACUGCACAUAUUAAAUCCUUAACAAUAAAAACUUUGGAACACAACUGGCCAGAAUUAGUGAAAAAUAUGAAACUCUUAUUACGUACGUACCUGAACCUAUCUAAUGUUGAAAAUUGCAUACUGACUUUCUUAUCCCUAUGGGAGAUUAUUAUAAGUGUAAAGGCUAACCUUUCUGUGAGAGAUACUAAGCCAUUCUAUGCAGAUCUGCAAAGCUUUGUAGACUUAUUGAGAAACAUCAACCUUCCACAACUCAUAUACUCGCAUCUUUUGAGAUUAUUCAAUGAAGUUCUGUGCUACGGUUCUACUUUAGCCUUACAAGAUGUCUUGCCAGACGAGAUAUGCAGUCUCGCCCACUCAAUUGUAAGGUUCGUAAAGGAUUAUAGAUUGCUAAAUGACAUUAGAUUACAGAGCAGUAGGAGUGGUUUCGAAUUUUUAGGGCACAAUUGUACGGUUAUACAGGACUACUCAUUAGGACCUGAUCUGUCCACUUCCGUCCAGUUGGUAGAUCAAAGUUACGGGGAGGAUCAAGAACGAAGUGAAGUGAAUAAGACUAUGUUACAAAAAAUAUCACUAUUAGUGUUGAAAUCUAUAGCGGUCACCGUAAAGGAAAUGAGGUGCGAUUCAUCUGACAGCUCUAUAGACUCCUCUGACUAUAAUGCGAUUCAGGACAUGCAAAUCGUAGAGAGAUCCAUAAGGGAUGUUCUGAAAAAACUUGAUGCAUUCAUGAGAAUGAGUCUGGAAUUUCACCCGGAAACGCCUUUUACAAAAAUGCUCAUCCAUUUGUUUAGCGAACAAGACGACUAUUUGAUAGAAUCUAUGGUUUGCACCCUAGACAUAACAGUUGGCAUUGUGUACAGGAAUUCCAUGUACCCCGAUCUGGCUCCAAUGUUGAAUCCGAUUACGUCAUUCAUGGAGUUCCUUAAGGUGGUUUCUCAUGACAGCGAUGUCCUAUUAGAUUAUCUUGUGAGCAACGAGACUUGCUUCCUGUUGUAUUUACUCAGAUUCUUGAAGUAUGUACGAAGGAAUUGGCCGAAAUUCUUAGAGACAUGCCAACUAGCUGAUUCUAGUGGAACGCGAGCUCUUGAUGACACCAUGCGGGUACUUAUCAGGCUACGUUUACAAAUAAGCAGGUUAGUAUCCAAGUCUCUGUUCCCGUACAACAUCAGCCCAGUGCUGAGGCUGUUGGAUGUCUGUGAAAGUUUGUAUGAGGGCAACGAGUUUAGUUGAGCAACAAAAUUGAUUUGUAUCAUUUGAGGGCGUUUUGUAAAUAAGUUUCAUACAUGAGUUUACAAUCAGUAUAGAUUUUAUAUUAAGGUUAAACAAGGGUUAUAAAAAUGUGUGACUCACAAGUUUUUAGUUGAAAAAUAUCCCCAAAAAAUUUAAAUUGAACUGUAAAGCUAAGUUCUUGUAAAAAAAGUUUUACCAUAAAGACUGGGACCCCUUCAUUUUACAUUCCAAAUUAUAUAAUUUUUUUAGGCUAAUUAGUAUUUAUCGGUAUAUUUACUUAUAAUUAACUGAGGCGUUGCUUUGCGCACGUCUAAAGUUACAAGCACUUUAACAACUCGUGCACUCUCAUAAAUCGUGGAAUCCAGCUUACAUUAACUUCUGUUGGUUUUUUCUCAACAUUAUUGUCUGAUCCCUGUAGUUCCCAAGGGAUGUAUGUUAUAAUAAAGAGCAGAAGAGAGUUCUUGUAACUUAACAAACCCUUAGCAUGAUAAUACCUAUUAAUGUAUUUAGUUUUAAAUACAAUUUUUAUAUAAAAGUCUUCCCUAGAAUGUCAUACUUAGUGGUGUAUUUAAUGUUCGAAAAUUAUAUAAAUGUAAUUAUUUUUGUACAAUUUGAUGAAGUGUUAUAUAUAUGAAUGAGGCUGAUUAUGGAUAAUACUGGAGUUUUCAAGUUGUUUGUAUCGUAAUUAGAUUAUGCAAAUUGUCGUAAAAAACAAAAAUAGAUUCUACAAAAAUGGAUGUAGUACCACUUAGCUGCCCAAGUGCCUUGUCCUAACAAAAGGUGCUCCUAUUAAAUGUUAUUAAAUCAUAAGAACAUAUACUUAGUGGCCAUUUGCAUAUUUUCAUUAUUAAGUUUACAUUUGUAAUGGUUAAUUAUUAAGUUUACAUAAUAAUUUUCGAAUUAUUUAUUUCAUGUAAUAAUUGUAUUAUAGUUAGUAUAUUAUUGGCACAGUAUUGGGCAUAAAAAAAAUUAAUUUUUCUUUUUUUUUUUAUUUAACAAAUUUCUUUUUUUCGCUAAUCUUUGGUUAUUAUAAUAAUAUUUUUCGGUCAAAAACAUUUUUUUUUCAUAAGUCGAUGUCCAAUACAAAGUCGCCAUUGCAUAAAUGCGGGUUUAACAUUCUUAACUAAAUUAUAUUCAACUCGAUAUGACGUGUAAAUACAGCCAUCAAUUACCAUACUACAUGUAAGUAAUGUAAUCAGUAUUAAUACAAUAUUUAUAAAUGAAAUUUUAUUUAUUGUUUUUUGAUAAACUUAUUGAGCUAUGUCUUUGCGUAUACGUUGGUCAAAUGACCCUCUAUUUAUUGCGUUGUUCUUAUUUAUGAAGAGUGAGUCAAUUUUCAUUUUAAAUCAAGCAGCUAUAUUUUUGUCAAAGCAUGUUUGAAUGUGGGUGGGUACCUUCAUACUUCAAAUUAAACGUUUUCUGCCAGUGAUAAUUAAUUAAUUUUUUUUUAUAAUUUUAACAGACAUCAAUAUUUAUUUCGCCCGAUAAAAAGUAAUCAAUCUUUUAGACAUGACUAAAAUUAUAAUAUAAGUAAUACCUUUGCGCCGAAGUGCAUACAAUUUCGCAAAUAAAAUGGGUGCUUUGACCCUUACUAUAAAUCUUUAUUUAUAUAUAAUUAUCAAGCAGUGUCAGGCUGUUCCUAACAGGGUCAAGGAGGUCAGCAGUCGCUUCACUGGCCUGACUUUGCCUGGAUCCUGAUCAUAGUUAUCCCAUGUUCUCCCUAAGGAGGAGGUUAGGUUCUUCGUAGUUUUAUCAAAAUCCAAUGUCCAGUAGGCCAUAUAGAAAGAAAGAUAACAUUCGGUAAGUCUACAAAUUGGGAUAUACUCGUAAUAAAGCGAAAUUUUUUACUUUUGAAUAUUCUUAGACUUUGUUAAAUAUCUACUUAUUUUUAUUCAGGCUGUACUUUAAAAAGGUCACUCUUACAUACAUUUUGAUCGUUACUGUGUAUAACAAACUUUCGGUGACCACCUCUGUUGUCUUAGUAUGUUUGUAGAACGUUCAAAUAAAUCAAUUAUCUAUCGAUCUAACAUUUGUUUGUUUUGCAUCUCUUGCAUCAUGUCACAUAGGGCGAAGGAGUGCUGGGAUUAAAAUAAAUCACUAAUAUAUCUAAAAAAUAAUUCAGUUCAUUGUUUCAUUGUAGUUUUUUUUUAUCUACAUGCUUUUUCAUGAAUUUGGCAUUUACAAGAUUUCACGCUCAUUUUUUUUUGCAACACAUCUAACGAUUCGUAAAUAACAAAUUUACUUUAUAAAAAUUCAAAUUUUUACAUAUUAAUUUUUUAUUAAACUAAUCUAUAAUUUUAAUAACUUUUAUAGCGUUUAAUGGCAAUGUCUCCCGCGAAAGCCGUCGCACCACCUUCGAUAUAAAGAUAUGAAAUUUUCAUAAAUGUAAAAGUUCAAUGAGUUUAUCAAAUAAUGUCAUCGUUUCAACUACAUACGGGAUCUUAAUUUAAGGUAAUUUAAGUUAGGGAACACGAUAGACUGUUUUAUAGUUAUUCUGUAAAUGUUUUACCGGCUUAUUUGUAAGCCGUUUGUGUAUUUUGAAUCUCAAAAUUGGAAAAUUGUGUUUAAUCUCUCGUUUUAGUACUCUUAUUUCAUUUAGGGUACAACCGUGCCCUCAGUUUCAAUUUUCAACUGCAACAAAAUGAUCUAGAAAUCAACUUAUUGGUUAGAUUUGGAGGAAAAUAUAUAUUUUAUCUUCUUUUAUUACAAAACAGUAACUUAACAGUAAGUUCUUUUGAACUAAAAUUUCUAUUAUUUUUGACUAAACAACUUUUGAUUCAAAUAUCAUUGUAUCUUGCCAAUGGAAUAUCUAUUUAUUCUACUUCUAACCAUUGAAAAACCUUAAUUUUAAAAUUUAACGUACUGUUGCAGUUUAUUAUCGACUUUGCCCGAGAAAAACUGGAAAAUAAAUAAAAAGAUACUAUUUUGGCUACUUCGCUUUUGAAAUAAGCGGAAAAAUAUCACGUACAAAGUCGAUAAUAAAGUGUGGUUUAGUAAUCAUAAGCACUUGUUAUUGGUAAAUAAUAAUAAGUAAUUUAACAAACAAUAAAUGAAAUAUUUUUGUACA